Labeo rohita (rohu) is the source of this 2733-nucleotide messenger RNA. RefSeq lists its product as uncharacterized. The transcript is spliced from 4 exons. Lineage: Eukaryota; Metazoa; Chordata; Actinopteri; Cypriniformes; Cyprinidae. The coding region runs from base 199 to 621 and encodes 140 amino acids. The record is from RefSeq and is a predicted model, not a curated record.
UCUGCGAGUGCAGCAUAGCCGCAGACGGAAAGAUGUUCAGACUAUCUUGCUGUGUAUCAGAAUUUCUGAGCGUGGGCAUAAAGGAAGAUUAUCUCCAUUAAGUUAAUUGUGGACUUGCGGAAGCAGACGUGACGUAUUAGUAUAAUUUGAGCAAAGAACAGCAGUGACAACGCGCUUCUCACACGUGCGAUGUAAAACAUGGAUCAUCCAUCGUAUCAUGGACCUAUAACCAAGCAAAGAUGUGAGGAGUUGCUCGGCAAGAAAGGACGGGAUGGAACAUACCUCAUUCGGGACAGCGAAACCAUUCAGGGAGCUCUCUGCCUUUGUGUGUACAAACAAAAAGUGGUCUAUACUUACAGGAUCCUCCAAACCCACAACGGGGAAUUCACUCUACAGGCUAGUUCAGGUGUAGAGGAGAAGUUUUUCAAGACAAUGAAUGAACUUAUUCAUCAUUACAAGAGAAAGAAUCAAGGACUUGCAACGCACUUACGCCGAUCGCUAAAAAGAAAAACGUUUCAAGAUCAGCCUUUGCAAAGUGCUGGACCACUAGUGCCUAAUGAGGACAAUGACUAUGAAAAUGUCGAUUGCUCGGGGGACUAUGUUGUUGUUCUGCCGGACUGAUUUAGUCACAAUGUGACCAUCUGAUUGGAUCACUGGAUCAGCCAGUAUGAAUAAUAUAGAUGUGCUGUUACAGCUUCCAAGAACUUUCUGGCAUUUUCACCUCAAAUAUGGGAAAUGCAUGUGAAAUCGCAUUACUUGAAUCACAUUUUAGCAUGUUUUUAUGUGUGGAAAAUGCAUAAAUUGGGGAUGUUAAAUUUUAAUACUGUAAUGCUGUGAAUUUUAUGAAAGCCUGUUUUCUGCUAUGGAAUAAAAAGGUCAUUGCACAUUUUUAUCUCACAGUUUGGACAAAGUACCUUUUUAUUUAUUUUUUAUUCUGCAGCAGAAAUGGGCUUUCAUAGGAUUUUGGUGUUAUUUGUUCAUUGCGAAUUAUAGUAUUAUCACGGUCAUUUGAGUGAAAAGCUGAAUUGAAAGAUUAACAUGGUUUUCUGAAUGUUUUAGUAUUUGGUAUUGGUUUAAUGCCAAUGAUUUAAUAUACAGAGGAGUUCACAUGGCCAAUGUCACAUGUUUGAUUUAGUGUCCUAGAAAUAGUGCUAAAUAUUAAAUAUUGUUUAUUUAUUUGACAACAUUAUAGAAAUUCUAAAACAUGGUUUUAGAUUUUUAAUGUGACCUCAGACUUUUAAAUUCCAUUGUUUGUCACUGGUCAGUAAAGUCUGGUUGGAAUUGUAAUACUAAUCUGGUGUGCGUUUCCCAAAAGCAUCGUUAGCUAACUAUGUUCAUUAGUUCCAUUGAAAUCUAUUGGCAACGACGGAACUUACGACCAUAGUUGCUUUCGGGAAACGCACCCCUGGAUGGGAGAUAAGUGUGUCUGAUGAACUUAUCAUAACUCAGAUACAAGAAGAGAUUUUUGAUUGUAUAUAUUGUAUAUUGUAUGUACAGUUUAUAAAUAUAAACAGAGUCUGUAAUGACCUAUGCUAUGUUCCAUGAAUGUGCUGUCUUUAGGUUUUAACAUGUAAAUAUACAGGUGCAUUUCAGUAAAUUAGUGUUGUGGAAAAGUUCGUUUAUUUCAGUAAUUCAACUCAAGUUGUGAAACUUGUGUAUUAAAAAAAUUCAAUGCACACAGACUGAAGUAGUUUAAGUCUGGUUCUUUUAAUUGUGAUGAUUUUGUCUCACAUUUAACAAAAACCCACCAAUUCACUAUCUCAACAAAUUAUUUGGCUCUCAAUGCCUUGACCCCAGCCUCAGUCCAUUCCUUGUGAAGUUCACCCAAAUUCUUGAAUCAGUUUUGCUUGACAAGCCUCUCAAAGCUUUUUCUUCCACACUUUUUCCUUCCACUCAACUUUCCGUUAACAUGCUUGGAUACAGCACUCUGUGAACAGCCAGCUCUUUGGCAAUGAAUGUUUGUGGCUUACCCUCCUUGUGAAGGGUGUCAAUGAUUGUCUUCUGGACAACUGUAAGAUCAGCAGUCUUCCCCAUGAUUGUGUAGCCUAGUGAACCAGAGAGACCAUUUUAAAGGCUCAGGAAACCUUUGCAGGUAUUUUGAUUGGCAUGUCACCAUAUUCUAAUUUGUUGAGAUAGGGUUUUUGUUAAAUGUGAGCCAAAAUCAUCACAAUUAAAAGAACCAAAGACUUAAACUGCGUGCAUUGAAUUUAUUUAAUACACGAGUUUUACAAUUUGAGUUGAAUUAGUGAAAUAAAUGAACUUUUCCACGACAUUCUAAUUUAUUGAGAUGCACCUGUAUAUGAAGAGUUCAGAUGCAAAACCAGCUAAAUCCAUCUGACGUUUUUCUUUAAAAUGAGCGUUUCUUUCUGGCUACUUUGUAUAGGUUUCUAUGUAAGUACUGGUACUUCUGAUUGUGCUGAGGCUGGAAUUUAGCGAGUUUGAAGUAAAAGUAUUUGAUGGAUGUAUAAUAUGUGUCAGGAGCAUUAACUCAGUAUCAUUAUUUCAUUUUUGACCGAGAUGACUUUUAGCUGGUUUUGCAUCUGAACUCUUCAAAUAUAUAUAUAUAUACGGUCUUCUUUACCACAACUUAAAAUAGGUUGGCCCACAUGAGACGGUCAAAAAGUUUCCACUGCACCGUUCCUUUUGGUCAAAGACGGGAAACAAUGUAGUCUGAUGUGACUGUCUGAUUUGAAGUUUGGUUGGUGUUUUAAUAAAUAUAUCACUUGAUUAGCA